Chiloscyllium plagiosum (whitespotted bambooshark) is the source of this 4399-nucleotide messenger RNA. NCBI's taxonomy places the organism in Eukaryota, Metazoa, Chordata, Chondrichthyes, Orectolobiformes, Hemiscylliidae. The record is from RefSeq and is a predicted model, not a curated record.
CUGCACACAUUGCCAGGAGUUUAUAUUUUUUCCUGCGCAGCUCACGAUCUGUGCGCGCAUGGGGUUGGAGGCAAUGCAUUCCGCCCUUUAGUUUUGAGAAGUGCUUGUCCCGGGGUUUUCAGAGACUCUUUCACUUUCCCUGUCUCUCUCUCUCUCUCUCAGACUGGGAUUGCUCAUGCCUGUCACGGCGCAGCAAGCGCAGGCGCUAGGAGCUGUCCACUGGCGUUGGUGCUGAUCGCCUCCCUCUCCCAACACCUUCCCACAGCGAGGGAGAUACAGAGACGGGAGGCACUGGCAGUGCCACUCCACCGAGUGCUACCGCCUCACCCCCAGUCAUGGGGAAGUCUCUCUCCCACUUUAACCCCUGAUCCACACCUUUCCUGGGGGAAAAAAAAAGGUUUUAUUUUCGCGGAGGGAGGGGGUAGGGUGGGAUCCUUCCAUUGUCCUAUUUUACUUUGCCCAAUUUUGAGAUUGGAUUUUACCAGCAGGGAAUAAGGAUUUGUUUUCCCGGCCAGUUUGGGACCGAAUGUGGACAUUUCAUGGCUCCUUAAGUAGGGUCCACAAGACGGAGUCAUUUGAAUUCAAGAACUAGUGGUGCUUUGAGAGUCUGGACAGAUGGCUUGAGUUUGCCUUUGUAAAAUCUUUGUGCAUAUAAUCAUUACAUCAUGCUGAAUAAGCCAGCUGCUGACAAUUUCUGGUGGAAGUAAGCGUUCCGAUGGAAUUAUCUGGAAAAGGAGUUGGGGAGUUCUGACCUUACAAGAACAGGUCACAGGGAGGGUCAACACAUCAUCCAUGGAUCCUUUUAGCAUGAUUAUGUUCAAUGAAACCUAUGAAGGGAACUGGACUGGAUCGAUCAAUGACACUGAAGCUGAGCAAAAAUAUCAGUACAACUAUUAUGCCAUGCUCCUGACUCUUCUCAUCUUUGUGAUUGUAUUUGGCAAUGUGCUGGUGUGCAUAGCCGUAUCCAGGGAAAAAGCCCUGCAGACCACCACCAACUAUCUGAUUGUCAGUCUAGCAGUGGCAGAUCUCCUUGUGGCCACUUUGGUAAUGCCAUGGGUUGUCUAUGUGGAGGUGGUGGGGGAGUGGAGAUUCAGCAGGAUCCACUGUGAUAUUUUCGUAACUCUGGAUGUCAUGAUGUGCACAGCGAGUAUCCUUAACCUUUGUGCCAUUAGCAUUGACAGGUACACUGCUGUUGCCAUGCCGAUGCUUUAUAAUACGCGGUAUAGCUCCAAGCGAAGAGUCACUGUUAUGAUCUCCAUUGUCUGGGCUCUGUCCUUUGCCAUAUCCUGCCCGUUAUUAUUUGGACUAAAUGACUCAGAUACUAGGGAUGACACCAUCUGUACCAUGAUCAAUCCAGACUUUGUUGUCUAUUCGUCCAUUUUCUCGUUUUAUAUCCCUUUCAUUGUCACGCUGCUAGUGUAUGUCCAGAUCUACGUCGUGCUGAGGAAAAGGAGGAAGCGGGUAAACACAAAAAGAAGCAGUCGGUUUGAUUCCGAAAUCCGGGCACCAUUAAAGGAUAAAUGUACCCACCCAGAGGAUGUGAAGCUGUGCACAGUAAUUGUGAAAUCAAAUGGAAGUUUUCCAGUCAAUAAAAAGAAAGUGAUCCUGGUUCAGGAAGCGGUCAACCACCAGGAUGAUAUGGAGAUGGACAUGAUGUCAUCGGCUAGUCCACCACUGGAGAAGACCAAGCGCAAAAUAGCGAUGGUCAACCGUCAGCUGACAGCGCCCAUUCCGUCCAACCCAGGUGCCAGCACAAGCAUGCCAUCGCCUGGAGGCAGCCCAGCAAAAGGUGAGAAGAACGGACACCCCAAAGAUAUAACCACAGCACCCAAAGCUUUCGAAAUCCAGCAGUUGCCAAAUGGCAGAACAAGAACUUCACUGAAGAGCUUGAGCAAAAGGAAGCUGUCCCAGCAAAAGGAGAAAAAGGCAACUCAGAUGUUGGCCAUUGUCCUUGGUGUCUUUGUUAUAUGUUGGUUGCCAUUCUUCAUCACCCAUAUUCUCAACAUGCAUUGCACUACCUGCUUAAUCUCGCCAGCAAUGUAUAGUGCUGUCACCUGGUUAGGAUAUGUCAAUAGUGCUGUGAACCCAAUCAUUUACACCACCUUCAAUGUGGAGUUCAGAAAAGCGUUCAUCAAAAUCCUCCACUGCUGAAGAAUUUGCCUAGAGAAUGUAAUUGUCCCACAUUUCUUCAAAGCUGCACCAUGGAAGUGUACAGAGAUGGCUUUUCUUUCAUCGACCUCACACUUUGUAUUGCUCUUCUCUACAAAAGAGCCUUAUCCAACAUAUGUGUCAUUGUGGAUUGGAAAACGAACAAGGAAAACAAAGUUGUAUCAUUGAAGACACUAAGGGACUUUAUCCCUCUUCACAACUAAAGUCGCCUGUCCUUUCAACACUGAGAGUCAACAGCAUGAUAAAACCUAAGUACAUCUCCAUGUCUAGAAAUUUCCAUGUGACUAUUCCAUGACUGCCAAAAACUGCUUUCGAGUCAGUGAAAGAAGCUACCUGGUAGUUCAGUGGACAGGUGAGCUUUGGACAGCUAGGGAAAAAAAACAAAAAUGAUUCUCACCAUCAGACUCUCAAGAACGUCUUUAUCUCAUCCACUUAAGAACAUUAACUUCAGCGAGACCAAUGACAGAUAGUCACCCAAUAUAACUGGUUGCAAAGCGUUAUAUUUGAAUGUAAUUACUGAAUUCAGUAUUGGUCAUAAAAGGUGAACUUUAGUAUUUGAAUUGUUAUGGACUGGUUGUCUGGAGCAGUUCUUUCAAGUCACAGAUUCAAACCCUGAAUUAGUAUUCACUGAGGCCAACUACAAUGAAGUCUGGUCAGUUUUUGUUUAUAUCUCAUUAGAGAUAACGUAUUGAAGGUAAGAAUAGUAUAAGGUUUUGCCAGAUGCCAAACUAAACUGCAAUUGAAUCAAGUCAAAUUAAAGGUGUAAGUUUCAACAUGUCCAUUUCACACGUGUACAAGAGUUAGAGAAGCUUGGAGUAUCAUAAAUUGUGAUAGUUUGGUAUCAGCAGAUGAUUGACUACAAUAUAUCAACAUCCUGAGUGUUAGCAUUGACCAGAAACAAAACUAGAUCAGCCAUAUAAAUAAUAUGGCACAAGAGCAAGUCAUUUGCUAGGAAUCCUGCAGCAAAUAACUCACCUCUGGAUUCUCCAAAGCCUGUCCACCAUUUACAAGGCAUAAGUCAGGAGGGUGAUAGAAUACUCCCCACUUGCCUGGAUGAGUGCAGGUCUAACAACACUCAAGAAGCUUGGCACCAACCAGGACAGAGCAACACACUUGAUUAACACCCUAGCUACUGUCUUCACCAUUCACCCCUUCACCACCAACACACAAUGCCAACUGUGUAUUGUCUACAAGGUGCAUUGCAGUAACUUACCAAAGUUCCUCUGAUGUUGCAUUCCAAACCCAAGGCCUCUACCACCUAGAUGACAAGGGCAUUAGAUGCAAUGGGACAUCACCCCCUGCAAGGUCCCCUCCAAACCACUCAGCAUCCUGACUCAGAAUUAUGUCACUGUUGGUUCAUUGUGACAAGGUCAAAAUCUUGGAUCUCCAUUCCUGAGGACACGGUGGAUGGACCUAUUCAGUAUAGACUGCAGGGAUCAAACAAGGCAGCUCACCACCAAUUAGGGAAAUUCGGGAUGAGUGAUAACUGCUGGCCCAGCCAGCGAUGCCCACAUCCCAUGAAUGAAUAGCAAAAGAAGUCUCAGUAUCCUUCCUCUGGCAUGGGAAAAUAGCUUCAAGGAUUCCCAUUGCUUACUCAAGGAUUUGUUGGCUGGAGCCUGGAGUGCUUUUAGUGUUGGAUGAAGCUAUAGAGUCCUUCAGAAUUGGGAGGUUUGUUGACACUCAUGUCUAACUUUCCAUAUCAAGAAUGUUCGAAUAAAUGUGUGGAUAACACAGAUUCAAAAAGAUUGCUGAAAAUACCCACUCCUUCAGGGAACAAGUCAUAAACGCUGGUUUUAUCAGUGAUGACCAUCUCCUGAGAAUUAAUCCUUUCACCAAAAAAUUGAGAAUGAGGUACUGGAGGAUAUCAGUGCCUGUAAAUCCACCUCUGGCAAAAUUCCACAGAAGAAUUUUCAGAAAAAAGUGUGUACAAAGCAAUUUAAAUUGGAGGAAGCAUUGACAAAUUAAGAUUGUGUGAUGCAAUGAUUUGAUUCCCUGAGAUCAUAUUUCAAUUAAUUAAUAUAACUUCAUUGGCUUGAGAGGUAUUUUAUUGUACUUCAGAUACUUUUAUGGCAGUGUGUGGCAUUUCUGCAAUGCUCAAGAGCAGAUUAGGAAAGGGCACUGGUUCAGACAUGAAUGAAAUUCACUAAUCAGGCCAUUUACAUUCUCCUCCAAAUCAUAAAACAAAAAAUUAGGGGUCCAGGCACUGAUCCCUGCAGAACAUCACUGGUCA